This is a messenger RNA of Dreissena polymorpha, 2472 nucleotides long. RefSeq lists its product as uncharacterized. Gene Ontology annotation, biological process: negative regulation of transcription by RNA polymerase II; protein dephosphorylation. Bases 145 to 1902 code for a protein of 585 amino acids. Gene Ontology annotation, cellular component: nucleus. The transcript has 3 exons. Lineage: Eukaryota; Metazoa; Mollusca; Bivalvia; Myida; Dreissenidae. The record is from RefSeq and is a predicted model, not a curated record. Gene Ontology annotation, molecular function: STAT family protein binding.
AGCGACUUCACACUGGUGUAACUAUGAUUAUAACUGAAGACAUGUAAGAGAAACUGUGAAGUUAUGUAGCAUGAGAUUUUCUUCUAUCCUUUAUCAGUUAUAAUUCCGUCCAUUAAUUACAUAAAGGAUCGUAAAAUAUAAGAAAUGAGCCGCGGACCCAGAGAUUUACGUGACCUGAUUUGUGUUUCGCGACUUACAUUUCGAAAAAGUGAUGACGAAGUGUCCAGUGACGAUGAUAAAUUUAACGGUGACUGGAAUGAAAUCUCAGUGGGUAGCUCUGGGUCAUGUGACAGUCGCCAGGAUUUGGCAUCAGCAAAUCAAACAAAAGCUCAGUCCCCCGAUUCUGGAUGCAUAACAAAUGGUGGGUCGCCGUUAGAUUCUGGCAGUGUAAAAGACACAGAGUUAAAAUUAGACUUGUCAUCAUUGCAUAAAAAUAAGAAAAAAGCAAAAAAGAAGAAAAAGAAAGUAAUGGUUAUAGGCCCUGCUAAAAUUCCAUUUCCUAAGGCACCACCAUUACCGCCAGUGAAAUCUGGUUCAUCAGAGAGUGGCCUCCAAAGAGAAACAUUUUUGGUUCCAGCACCACCACCUGCUGAUUGUAAGCUCAAACAAACUGUGCACAUCGCUCGGUACGUUGGUUCCAAACCAGUGCAAUCAGAGUCUCAGAAAACAGGUAAAUUGAGGGAACCAAGUUCAAAACAUGAAGGGAAAGCAGAACAGAAAACAAGUACACUAAAAGAAUCAAAUGAAAAAACUGAAGAUAAAGCAGAUUUGUUUGAUGUGGAAUCUGAGCCUGUGCGAGCCAAAACUCCAGUUGUAACCACUUCAAGGGUAAAAGCUAGCGAUGCAGAAUCUGGAAAUUAUGAUGAGAUGUUGAGUUUUAUGGACGCUACUGUGGUAUCGAGCUGGUUAACUAAAGCUAACAAAAGUGUUUCCGAGAUUGCUUCCUAUAUAACUGCCGAUGAUCAUUUUGUGCAGUUCGCUCAUUUUUGGCUCUCAGAUUUCCCGGAUUCACAGAAACGUGAGAUCUUUGAGCUGGAGAUUGAGAUAUUAAGAGAGGAAAUAGGUUUUGCCUUCGCAGUGGGCAGAGAAGAGGGCAAAGUUUCUCAAAGAGACAUCUCAAACCUAAUUGGUGCUAUAUUUAGAGAAUAUCCGGUAAAACUCUUGAGUUCGCGAGGGACAUUCCUGUUCUUGGACUACUUGGACAUUGUCACUUCAGGGCGGACGGAAAAAUACAAGCAGCUCCUCUCUGACGUUAAAUGCUCAACUAAAAACAGGCAAUACGCUCAAUGGCUGCUUGCAACACGCUCGUUUGCCUUAGUCAGUAUUUGGUGCGCAAUAGUAAAUUUCUAUAGAAACCUACUCGGACGUCAUGGCAACUCAAAAUGCCGUGUGCCAGAGGUUCCGUCCAGCUACAGGACUGUGUAUGAGAGAAGGCUGUUCCAGGGUUUCCGGCGAGGGUUUGUGGAUGUUGUUCAUUACCUUCACAUCGGGAAAUAUGUUGAUCUCCACAUGGUGGACAGCCAUGAGAGGACACUGAUCUUCACUGCUGUGAUGCAUAAUCAGCCGAAAAUCCUGCAGUAUCUUGUCCUCAAGGUAAAACCGCCCAUUAACAUCAACCAUGUAUCUGACACCGGUAACACAGCAUUGCAUGCGGCAGUCAACAGUGGUAACACUCAGCUAGUCAGCAUCUUACUCAAGGGGCAUGCAAUCGACGUGAAUUGCCUCAACUCACAGUGCGAAAAUGCCACACCACUUCACCUUGCUGUCAUGCAUGGUCAAAAGGAGCUAGUGGAACUACUUUUGAAGGCGGGGGCUGACAAGUCACUCAGAAUGGGAGACCUGACUCCAGUCGACAUUGCCAGGGACUUUGAACACCCAAGCAUUUAUUCCUUGCUGGUGUAAAAUCCUACCUGUGUGGGCAGUCCUGUGGUGUAGCAGCCAUGUCAUUAGUUUGCUUGCAUCAGAGUAUGAUCUUUAAUGAGCCUGCUUUUGGACUUAAUGCAUGUGUGUAAAUAGAGAAUAUUAUGUGAGUUUUGGAUAAAGAUCAAGUUUAUCAUGCAUGGCAAACUCUCAUAAUAUUCUAUUUAUCCUAUUAUUUCCACUAUUAUUUCAAUUAAUAAUUAUCAAAUCUGGCAUUUUUUGAAGAUUUUUUAAUUGUUCUACCGUUGUUGACAAAAACAGAAUCUCCUAUUUUUGGAAAAACCCAAAUGUGAUUUAAAAAUAGCGAUAGUAUAGCACACUGCGCAUGCCUAUCUGGGAUGACACUUUACACACAUGUCCAUUUUUGUUUAAGAACAAGCCUCUUAAAUAUUUUGUGUAUCGAUAUCUGUGAAUCAUGUUAUGUCAGUGUGUGUGUGUGUGAGUAUAAGCAUGAUCUAGAAAAAGUUCAUUCUGAAAUUCAUAAUAGAAACUUAUGAACCUGAAAAGUGUGUGCACUUUUCUUAACCCUUUCAGCGCUGGAGCCGAAUUUUA